Molecule: messenger RNA, 3124 nt
Organism: Manis pentadactyla (Chinese pangolin)
Lineage: Eukaryota; Metazoa; Chordata; Mammalia; Pholidota; Manidae
Gene: GALR3
Product: galanin receptor 3
Exons: 3
Coding region: 365-1498 (377 amino acids)
Biological process (GO): adenylate cyclase-modulating G protein-coupled receptor signaling pathway; negative regulation of adenylate cyclase activity; neuropeptide signaling pathway
Cellular component (GO): membrane
Molecular function (GO): galanin receptor activity
Source: RefSeq, a predicted model, not a curated record
GGCUGGGCUCUGGGCACGGAGGGGUUAACUAAGAGCGAAUCUCAGAGAGCGAGAUCAAUGGGUUACUCACUGCAGAAAGAGGCAGAAGCAACGCAGAGAGGCAGAGAAGAGCCAGGCAGAGGAGCAUGCCACCUGAGGAAAACCAGAACCCGAGGAGGAGGUGGCCAGUGGCUCCUCCAGAGGGAGUGCCCAAGUCCAGCUCACCAGAGGAGGGGCCUUAGCGGAGAAGUGAGAGGCAGACCCGCACCUGCAGGAAGGCACCGAGGGCAGUCACUGAACCAGGAGGCAGCCUCAGCGGGGCCGGUUCACCUAGAAUCCAGCAAGGGUCCAGUGCCCAGAGUUGAGGUGCCCAUCUGAUGGGGACAUGGCUGAUGCACAGAACAUUUCGCUAGACAGCCCAGGGAGUGUGGGGGCUGUGGCAGUGCCUGUGGUCUUUGCCCUCAUCUUCCUGCUGGGCACAGUGGGCAAUGGGCUGGUGCUGGCAGUGCUGCUGCAGCCCAGCCCUAGUGCCUGGCAGGAGCCGGGCAGCUCUACGGACCUCUUCAUCCUCAACCUGGCAGUGGCCGACCUCUGCUUCAUCCUGUGCUGCGUACCUUUCCAGGCUGCCAUCUACACAUUGGACGCCUGGCUCUUUGGGGCCCUUGUUUGUAAAGCUGUGCACCUGCUUAUCUACCUCACCAUGUAUGCCAGUAGCUUCACACUGGCUGCUGUCUCAGUGGACAGGUACCUGGCCGUGCGGCACCCGCUGCGCUCGCGGGCGCUGCGCACGCCACGCAACGCCCGCGCCGCCGUGGGCCUGGUCUGGCUGCUGGCGGCGCUCUUCUCGGCGCCCUACCUCAGCUACUACGGCACGGUGCGCUACGGCGCGCUGGAGCUCUGCGUGCCCGCCUGGGAGGACGCGCGCCGCCGCGCCCUCGACGUGGCCACCUUCGCCGCCGGCUACCUGCUGCCGGUGGCCGUGGUGACCUUGGCCUACGGACGCACGCUGCGCUUCCUGUGGGCGGCCGUGGGCCCCGCGGGCGCGGGGGCGGCCUGGGCCCGACGCAGAGCCACGGGCCGCGCGGGGCGCGCCAUGCUGGCGGUGGCCGCGUUGUACGCCCUCUGCUGGGGCCCGCACCACGCGCUCAUCCUGUGCUUCUGGUACGGCCGCUUCGCCUUCAGCCCGGCCACCUACGCCUGCCGCCUGGCCUCGCACUGCCUCGCCUACGCCAACUCCUGCCUCAACCCGCUGGUCUACGCGCUCGCCUCGCGCCACUUCCGCGCGCGCUUCCGCCGCCUGUGGCCCUGUGGCCGCCGCCGCCGCGCCCGCUGCCCCCCGGGCGCCCACCGCGCCCUCCGUCGCAUCUGCCCGGCGUCCUCGGGCCCUGCCGGCUGCCCGGGCGACGCCCGACCUCGCGGGAGGCUGCCGGCGGGCGCCGGCGGGGGCGGGGAUCCUAGGAAGGAGGCUGCCCGCGGUGGAGAGGCCGGGCGAGCCGGGGCUGCCCCAAGACCGGAAUAAACCUUGCCGCCUCCCUCUGCUGGGCGUCCGUGCAUCUGUCACUCCCAGUCCCAGGGCAGAACGCUACUAACGUAGGGGACGGGGCCAAAGCCAGGGGCCGUCCGAGGAACAGUGGGCACGCGGCUCUCACUGCCCUGCGGUGAACGUGGGUCCACCCAGCCAAGCGCAGCCCCCACGUGCCAUCCAUAGGAGGGCAGUGCCUCCGCUCAACGCCCUAACCGGGUCAGCACCUUCUAGGCCCUGCCUCCUCCUCCACCCUUUACCCUUCUCCCUUUCAAGCCCUGUCGCUAUUAUUAAUACUAGUGGCUAAUAUAGAAAAUUUAUUACACAUUUACUAUGUAUCUUAUGCAGAACUACUACGUCAAUUACCAAAGCAGCUUUGCAAGGUAAGUGUAAUUAGUUCCAUUUUACAGGUGUAGAAAUCAAGAAUCAGAAGAUUUAGUGAUUUGCCCAAGGUUACAUAGUUGGUGUUUGGCAGAGGUUGGAUUCAAACCCACUGCCGUCUAACUGUGUCUACUCAGUGGAGUCCCCUUCACCUCUGAGGCCUCUGCUCUGUUAACGGUUUCUAAGAUUUCCUUGGUUCUUCCUGAUUCUGCAUCUGCCCUCUUUCCCAAACCUGCAGCUCCCACAUUUGACUGGAUGCCCUGGAAAUCCCAGAGAGCCCAGUCGCCUUCCUUAGGAGAGUUCUUUUCAAUUACUCAGGCCUGUGGGCGUCCCCUGGGCUUCCCCCAGCCAUCAAGUCCUAGGUCCACUGCCUGACCCAACCCCUUCGUACUGUUCCUUCAGCCAUUUGGUGCCCUUGAGCCAUUGUAAGGCCCCAGCUGGCCUCCCAGCAGCCCUGGCUGCCAUGUGGCCGCCUCCCUCCCUAUCCCUGCACACAGCUGGGGUAGUCUGUGGCUGUGGAAACCUCUUAAUUAACCAAUAAAUCAGUCUCAAUGGUUGCAGAGCUGCCCACAUCCCUCCCUUCCUCCCUCAUCUAACGCCAAUAAUGUUUAUUAGCUUCUGGCUUAGGCCUGAGACCUAUCAGCCUCAGUGUCUCCAAGCACACCUCCUAGCUGCUGUGCACCCUGGGAAAGCCCCACCCUAACAGUAGGCAGCUGCAGCAUCCUCAUCACUGUCACCUGCCACAGACCCAGGGGUCAAAGUGGCAGUUACCCUUCACAGGGGGAGACUGAGACCAGCCUCUGCUUUGAGGGCCCAGCUCAGGGGCCAACACCUGGUGUUUUUUCUCCCACAUCUCCCAAGGAUUCCACGGCCGACUCAGGGUGCAGCAGGGGGAGUGUGUCUGGAGGGCAGGGUGUGACACUGUCUGUUUCCGCUCUACCCUCAUGGCCUCUGUUACCCUGUAGCCACCAGUCACUCAUCCACUGGCUCAUCAUUGCUUUGCACCAUCCCUGGCUGGCAGGGGACAGUAUCUCCAUUUUCAGAAGCAAAAACUGAGGCUCAAGGACGUAAGGUAACUUGAUCAGGGCCAAGUGGCAUGUUCACAGCAGAGCUGGGAUACUACUGGGCCUGCGGGAUGGCUCUCAUGGCAGCCCAGGCAGCAUUGGGAAAACAUCGCAGACUACCUGACAGCAGCUGCACAACAGUGGUGAGUGCCUACAAAGCAGAAUUAGGUAACAAAAU